UCCUCGCGGCCCCCCAUGGCAGGGGCGAUGGCGAGCAGUAUGACUUUCGCUCCUCCCCCUCCUCUGCUGCUUCUGCUCUCCUCCUGCUCCUCUCCUUUUCCAUACAAGUCUGCUCCAUCCCUCUCGGCAAAGAGUUUCUCUCAGCAUUCCUCGGCUCCUGGUGUGACUUCACUUGCUAUGGCAGCAAAGUCCAAGGGAUCCUCCUCCUCGUUCAAAGGUUUUGGUAGUGUUCCCACUGAGCUCCUUGGCCGAACCCCGGAAGACAGUGAAAGCUGCGCUUGCUGCUCUGGAGCCUCAUACGGAGAGUGCUGCAAACAGAUCCAUGAUGGGGUCAGAUGGCCUUCAACUCCUCUUGAGAUGAUCAGGAGCAGGUACUCAGCUUAUGCGUAUCGUCUUCCCACAUGGAUUAUGGAUUCAACCCAUUCAACUAAUCCCGACUGGCGAUCUCAGAGGAACAAGUGGCGCAAUGAACUUUUAGGCUUCUGCGACGGUUUCGACUUUGUCCGUUUGGAGAUCCUGAAGGAGGAGGGAGGGCAAGACAGUGACGAGCAUUUCAUCGAGUUCAUCGCUAGGCUCAGAGCUAAGGAGAAGGCACCUGAGAAUGCUCCCAAGGGAGUGAAACAAACACUUCGACGAGUUAAACUCCAUGGAGCUUCCGAUUCAUCGUCCGCCGAUUUCAGGUUGGCUUGUCUAAUUUGUGAAGGAGGAUGGCAAGUGGUUCUACGCCUCGGGUGACGUCGACUUCGACCCCGAG
Molecule: messenger RNA, 754 nt
Organism: Guillardia theta CCMP2712
Lineage: Eukaryota; Cryptophyceae; Pyrenomonadales; Geminigeraceae
Exons: 9
Coding region: 28-735 (235 amino acids)
Source: RefSeq, a predicted model, not a curated record